GAGAGCCGUCCAAUGGCCCCUCGCAAGCUCAAUACUUCACUGAAUUCGCUAUCCAUGGCCCCUGGAAUCCCUCUGCUUCUCACCCCCUCCUCAUCAACAUCAUCAGAAAAAUUCAUCUUGGUUCAUGCCGGGUUGCUCGAAGGUAUGUGAAUGGUAGAGGUUCCAAUGAGCUAUGGAGGAGUGGGUUGAGUUCUGAGAAUGUAGUUGAGGUGCUUGAGAGUAUGCCUGACCCAGAGCAGGCUCUUGAUUUCUUCGAAACCAUUGCAAAGCAAUCAAAGAUCAUACACACAACUGAAUCCUUCAACUACAUGCUUGAAUUCUUGAGGAAACAUGGUAGAGUUGGAGACAUGGUUCAUGUGUUUGAUUUAAUGCAGAAGCAGAUUGUGAAGAGGAGUGCUGCCACCUUCUUGACGAUUUUUAAAGGCCUCGGUGUUCAGGGAGGCCUGCGAAGUGCUCCUUUUGCUCUUUCAAGAAUGAGCAAAGAGGGCUUUGUGUUGAAUGCGUUCUCGUACAAUGGUUUGAUACAUUUCCUAUUGCAGUCUGGUUUUGCCCGAGAGGCCUUGGAGGUUUACAAGAGAAUGGUGUCAGAAGGGAUUACGCCUAGUUUGAAGACCUACUCAGCUCUCAUGGUGGCACUGGGGAGGAAGAGGGAUGUUGAAACUGUGAUGAGUCUCUUGAGUGAGAUGGAGGCGUUGGGGUUGAAGCCAAAUGUUUAUACCUUCACCAUUUGCAUUAGGGCGCUUGGGCAGACUGGGAAGAUCGAUGAAGCUUAUGGACUUUUGCAUAGAAUGGAGGAAGAAGGGUGCCGGCCGGAUGUGGUUACCUAUACGGUACUUAUAGAAGUUCUUUGCGAAGCUGGGAGGCUUGAGAAGGCCAGGGAAUUGUUUGUGAGGAUGAAGUCUAGUGAUCAGAGGCCAGACAGGGUGACUUAUAUUACAUUGUUGGACAAGUUUGGUGAUGCUGGAGAUUUGGCAUCUUUGUGGGAGUUUUGGAAGGAGAUGCAAGCAGAUGGUUACGAUGCAGAUGUUGUUGUUUAUACAACCAUCAUAAAUGCUUUGUGCAAAGAAGGGAAAAUUGAUGAAGCAGCCGAAUUCUUGGAUGCGAUGGGCAGAAAGAAUAUAUGUCCAAAUCAGCACACUUACAACACAUUCAUUGGUGGUCUUCUCAGAGUAAAUAGACUCCAAGAAGCUCAAGAGCUUUUCAACAAAAUGGAUGACCAUGGUCCAAAACCCACUGCUUAUACUUACAUCCUUUUCAUUGACUACUACAGUAAGACCGGAGAAAUUGAGAAAGCCCUUCAGACAUUUGAGAAUAUGAAGAGAAAGGGGGUUGUUCCUGAUAUUAUUGCUUGUAAUGCAUGUUUGUAUGGUCUUGCCGAGUCAGGCAGGCUUGCAGAGGCAAAAGAUGUCUUCUAUGAACUGAGAGCUACUGGCCUUACUCCAGAUGCUAUCACCUAUAAUAUGAUGAUCAAAUGCUAUAACAAGGCUGGGAAGGCUGAUGAAGCUAUCAAGAUGUUCUCUGAAAUGAUAGCACGUGGAUGUGAUCCGGAUGCAAUUACUGUCAACUCUUUGAUUGACACACUCUACAAAGCAGGUAGGGAGGAUGAAGCUUGGCGUAUGUUUCAAAGUAUGAAGGCAAUGAAUCUUGAGCCCACUGUUGUGACAUACAACACACUCUUGGCUGGUUUAGGAAACGAAGGUAAAGUUCAAGAGGCGAUGGAGUUGUUUCGUGAAAUGGGUAGUCAUGGUUGCCCUCCAAAUACCAUUACAUACAACACACUCUUGGAUUGUCUAUGCAAAAAUGGUGAUGUUUGUGUGGCAUUAAACUUGCUCAAUGAGAUGGAACAAAAGAGUUGCACCCCUGAUCUUCUAUCAUACAACACUAUCAUGCAUGGUUUAGUUACAGAUGAUAGAAUAGAUGAAGCAUUGUUGCUCUUUCAUCAUAUGAGCAAACUUUUUGCGCCUGAUUUCAUAACUUUGUGCACUCUGCUCCCCGCUAUUGUGAAAAGCAAUCUUCUGGAGGAUGCUUUGCAGAUCACUCAACAGUAUACUCUCUUGCCUGAUGCCCAAGCAGAUAGGUCUUCUUGGGAAGCUCUCAUGGAGGGGAUCUUGAAGGAAGCCGGACUUGAACAGUCAUUUGAAUUUGCUGAGAGAAUUGCCACCAGUGGUGUUUGCUGGAAGGACUUCUUAUUGUUCCCUCUCAUUAAGUUUCUUUGCAAGCAGAAGGAAGCUCUUAGUGCUUAUGAACUAUUCAAGAAGUUCAAGAAACAUGGAAUUUCACCAACAGUGGAAGUAUACAACUCUCUUAUUGACUGUCUUCUUGAAGGGCACUUCACUGAUAUGGCUCAAGGACUUUUUGAGGAGAUGAAAAAUAUAGGCUGCACUCCUAAUGUCUUUACCUACAAUUCACUCUUAGAUGCUCAUGGCAAGUCUAAGAGACUGAAAGAAAUGCUAGGGCUGUAUGAAGAGAUGCUCUCUAGGAAUUGCAAAGCAAACCAGAUAACGUGCAACAUUAUCAUAUCUGGCCUUGUGAAGUCCCAAAUGUUAGAUCAGGCUAUUGAGUUCUAUUAUGAUCUAAUAAGCAGAGAUUUCUCCCCUACUCCUUGUACUUACGGACCUCUUAUUGAUGGCCUCUUGAAAUCAAGAAGAAUGGAUGAAGCAGAAAAACUUUUUGAAGAGAUGGUGGAUUGCGGAUGUAAACCAAACUGUGCCAUCUACAAUAUUCUUCUAAAUGGUUAUGGGAAAGCUGGUGACGUGGAACAGGUUUGUCAAUUGUUUGAAAGGAUGCUUAGGGAGGGGAUCAAACCGGAUGUGAGGUCUUAUACUAUUCUUAUAAAUACUCUUUGCGUUGUCGGCCGAGCAGAAGAUGCUUUUCGCUAUUUUGAGGAAUUGGUUGUGACUGGACUAGAACCUGACUUGAUCACAUAUAAUUUUAUGAUAAAUGGCCUUGGGAAAUCUCAGAGAGUAGAUAAAGCUAUGUUGCUCUUUAAUGAAAUGCAAAGAAAAGGAGUUUUACCUGACUUGUAUACUUAUAAUUCACUGAUUCUCCACCUUGGGCAAGCGGGGAUGGUUGACGAGGCUGGGAAGAUGUAUAAAGAACUCCAACUUAGAGGUAUUGAGCCAAAUGUUUUUACUUAUAAUGCAUUGAUUCGCGGUCACAGCAUUGUGGGUGAGACUGAUGAAGCUUUUGCUAUUUUUAAGAAGAUGAUGUCUGGGGGAUGCAACCCCAAUACAGGAACAUUCGCACAGCUUCCUAAUCAAUCAUGAUCAUGUAGAAUUUGUGCAUAAAUAUUAACCUUUUUGUACAUUACAAUUUUGUUCAUGUAAAGGCAACUUCUGACUAUUCCCUGUGGUUGCAGUGACUUCACUGAUAAAAUUAUUAAGCUUUUAAAUGCUGCUAUUGCAGUUUCAAGAUCA
Messenger RNA from Dioscorea cayenensis subsp. rotundata (Guinea yam), 3416 nucleotides. RefSeq names its product pentatricopeptide repeat-containing protein At4g31850, chloroplastic. The transcript is spliced from 2 exons. The coding region runs from base 222 to 3266 and encodes 1014 amino acids. Gene Ontology annotation, molecular function: protein binding. Lineage: Eukaryota; Viridiplantae; Streptophyta; Magnoliopsida; Dioscoreales; Dioscoreaceae. The record is from RefSeq and is a predicted model, not a curated record.